UAAUAAAGUUUUCUCACUUUAAUUUUGUUAUCGCAAACAAUAUGAUACGAGAAAAUCAAUUUUCAUUCAUCUUUAUAUGGUUUUUGAUCACACAUUCAGAUUGUCAACCGCAAAGUUUUGGAACAACUCGUUUCAAUUUAGAUGAUAUUUCACGAAACUGGACCAAAACUGAAAUUUUAGAGUUGCAAUAUAGAAACAUUGUGAAGUCAUUAAUUCCUAAAAAUAUUCCGGAACACGGUACUGUUAUCUUAGAAUAUUUUGAAUUAAUAAAGAAAAUCGCAGAAAAUAGUCUGACAACGCAAAAAAAUCCAGUUAUGUUGAUGGUUAUCGACGCAUUUGGAGGUUAUCUUCAUUCGAUAUACUUGGCAAACGCUAGAAAACUUUAUUACGAAGGACUGAUGACAUAUGGUACGGCGAAAAAAUUACAUGCUAUGCUCGAGAAAUUCAAAUAUAUUUUAGGCACAGAUGGCCGGGAAUGGAUGAGACCGGUGAAUGCAAGGGUGAAUAGUAAAAUGAGCGUCACACAUAUGAUCCCUUGUCCAACGGAUGACCCAUGUGCUAUGCUGAAAUUUAAUCCAGACGGUAGUCCAAUGAUACCUUUUUUCGAUGACAGAUCUGACCCACACACUAUAAUUAUCCCAUAUGCUAAGAGGAUAUUGUUUAACCUUCAGAGUGGAGAAUUCUAUGAUCAGUUAUAUAAUUAUUACUAUUUGACUCUACGAUGCAUUCAGACCCAAGCUAAUGAACAAAAAGAAAUGAUAGAUUAUAAAAAUAAUAUGCAUAAAUGGAUGGAAAAAGAAGUCGUUCCAUUGCUAAAGGACAAAGGCAAGUGGUAUCCGGGCUUAUGGGGAGUUCUGUGCGUUUUAAACUCUUUGAAUGAAAAUAAUUUGAAAAGAAUCGAGAUGGCGUCAAUUUUAAUGGGAAACAACGGUAAUGCAACUGAUUGUUUUUACAACUUAAACAAUAUUUCAUUUUUUUAUCAAUUAUCUCUAAUGAUAAUACUGAUCAUAAUAUUUUUGGUUAGUGUAUUAAGCGUCGUCAUAAACAAUAACGAACAUUUUUGGAUAUUUAUUGGAUCUAUGUUAUGUAUUCAAAAUGAUAUUAGUGAUAUUUAA
Molecule: messenger RNA, 1115 nt
Organism: Daktulosphaira vitifoliae (grape phylloxera)
Lineage: Eukaryota; Metazoa; Arthropoda; Insecta; Hemiptera; Phylloxeridae
Exons: 2
Coding region: 42-1115 (357 amino acids)
Source: RefSeq, a predicted model, not a curated record